GGGGGCGUUGGACUGGUGAUGUUGUGGAGUGUCGUGUUGCGUUCCAUGCUCCUCGUUUUAUACGCCUUUUAUAAUCCGUAUUUAUAUAAAGUUUAUUUCAAUUGCAUUUAUCCAGGGAUGUUUUUUGCAAUGCAACCGCUAUUCACUCUGUGUCGCAAUGAAUAGAAAAUAUAAGAUAUUUACUAAACAUUUAUCUAGUCAAUCUUAUAUCUGGAUGCUAACGGACACCGUCCUUACCUCCAUUUCGCGAGAAGCCUGCAUAUCGGGAAGCUGUCCGUGUGGCUAACGCAAAGCUAGCUACAGUGAAAGCUAAAAAAACAAAACAACAACGAAGACAAAUGCUCGUUAGAAACUUCGCCACGGAUGUGACGAUACAGGUCAGAGCUGAGGGAUUGGAUCUGGGCUAAUGUCAUCCACUCCCAGUAAGGAGGGGAGUCUGUCUCAGGCUUCCCCCGACAUCAACAACAUCGUGGACAACCCUACUGAGACUGUGUCUGCAGAGAAACUACCUGAGAACCAGCCGCCACCUGUGGUUGACGGGGCCUCUCCGUCUUCCGCGUCCUCCUUUGAGAUACUUGACAUGGAGUCAGUUCCAGCUCCGUACCAAGAAGUGCAGCCCCACUGGUUCUACUGUCGACGGGCAGAUGACAACACCUCCUGGUUUCCUUUUAGCCGAGAAGACUCUGACAAACUCGAGAGAACCUGCAACACAGCAGGGGUGGAGAAAAGGGUGGUUGCUGUAGAUGGAGAGCGGUAUGAUGUCCAUGUCAAAGAAAGGAAGCGAUACGCUGUGUAUUGGCAGCAGGCUCCCACUGAAGUUCGCCGUUGUACCUGGUUCUAUAAAGGAGAUAAGGACACAAAGUUCAUGCCUUACCCUGAAGACUUCAGCAAUCGUUUAGAGGAGGCUUACAUGAUAGCAGUGACUUUGGACGAAUGGAAGAGAAAACUGGACUUUCCUACUGGAGAGACUGUUAUUUUACACAAUCCCAAACUGAUUAUGCAGUAUCAGCCAGUUGGAUUGCAGGAUGAGUGGAUGACCUCACCCUCGGAGCAGACUCGACCUCGGACAGUCAAGAGAGGCAUUGAUAACAUUUUUGUAGAAAUACCAGAUGGUGAACCAGAAAAAGUGGACCACCUGGUCUUCAUGGUGCACGGCAUUGGUCCUGCGUGUGACCUGCGUUUCAGAUCCAUCAUACAGUGUGUAAACGACUUCAGGAGUGCUUCUCUGUCCCUCCUGGCUUCUCAUUACAAACAUGCUCAGCAGGAUGGCCAAGUAGGCAGAGUAGAGUUCCUCCCUGUGAACUGGCACAGCGCUCUACAUGGGGAUGCUACUGGUGUGGAUGAGGACAUCCAGAGGAUCACCCUCCCCAGUAUCAGCAGGCUGAGACAUUUCACCAACGACACUCUGUUGGAUCUGUUUUUCUAUAACAGCCCCACCUACUGUCAGACCAUAGUAGACACAGUAGCCUCAGAGAUCAACAAGCUCCACGCCCUCUUUAACCAGAGACACCCAGAUUUUAGUGGGGCAGUUUCAGUUGUGGGCCACAGUCUUGGUUCUUUGAUCCUGUUUGACCUUUUGACUAACCAGAAAACUGGAACAGAGAUAAGAGAAGGGCAGCGCCCUGGUGAACAAAAUGAAGUGAAUUGUGACACACUGGAGAAAGCUCUGUGCAGACUGGGCCUCCAACAAUACGUGGACAUGCUGCAGGCUGAAACCCUUGAUCUGGAAUCACUGGCUCUAUGCAGUGACCAUGAUCUGAAAGAUUUAGGAAUUCCCCUUGGACCUCGGAAGAAGAUUCUGACCUAUGUCAGACGAAUGUGUCAGGUCAAGGGUCAGGCACCAGUGUUUCCACUUCAAGAGACCAGUGAUCAUGAUGAAAGUCAGUCUCCUAAACCAUUAUCUCAGCAGCAGCACUUCCACAGGGCUCAGUCAGUCACCGGUGCUGUAGACUAUGAAUACUUUGACGUGGGCAUCGGACAGGUAUGUAUUGAUUACCCACAGCUAGCAUUCCAGCCUCAGACGUUUUUUGCAUUCGGUUCUCCCAUCGGAAUGUUCCUCACUGUCCGUGGACUUAAACGCAUCGAUCCCAACUACGCCUUUCCAACCUGCAAGAGUUUUUACAACAUCUACCAUCCAUAUGACCCAGUGGCCUAUCGAAUAGAGCCCAUGAUUGUUGCAGAGGAGGACCUGGAGCCCAUGUUAAUCCCUCACCAUAAAGGUCGCAAAAGAAUGCACCUGGAACUGAAGGACAGCCUGACCCGUAUGAGUAUGGAUUUGAAGAACAAUGUCCUGGGAUCUUUACGGAUAGCGUGGCAGUCAUUUUCCAGACUCCCUGUCACUGCCCUGCCUCCAGUGGAGGAAGGAGAAACAACAACACAGAACAAUCUAGAAGAAACACAGGGAGUUUGUGAGGAGGCAGAGACGUCAAUGUCAGCAGAGCAGAACCAACAGCCAGAGAUUAAAGUGGGGAUGUUGAACAGAGGACGGAGGAUCGACUACGUACUUCAGGAAAAACCCAUUGAGAGCUUUAACGAGUACCUGUUUGCCAUUCAGUCACAUCUGUGUUACUGGGAAUCUGAAGACACUGCUCUCUUGCUGCUGAAGGAGAUUUAUGACAACCUGGGUGUGCCCUUGGAACAACCCCAAAUAUAAAAGCAUUUCUUUUUUUUCUUUUUUGAACUAAUGUGGCAAAAAUCUCAAGACGGUGAGAAAAUGAAGGACAGCUGACCAAGCCAAGCCAGAAAACCUUCUCUCUGGAUUUCACCUGACUCUUCCAGUAGUGGAGACUGCGUGUCUGCACUGUUGAGGUUUCUUAUAUUUCAAAAUAAUUGUCUGCUCUGAUUUCAACAGGCUAGGGGCCCCUAGUUGGCACUUUAACUUUUCUUCGGGUGUUUUGUCUGAAUGGUGUCAGUCCACCCAAACGCAAUUGAUUUGCUCCUGAAAUGCUACUUUCCUUUUUGGUCAAGUCAUGGUUCAUCGUGUACUUGAAAACUUUGCACUUUAUCUUCCAGUAUAAUAUUAAUAAUCAUGUUUGUGGCUGCGAUGAAAUGAUGACAAGCAGAUUACUUUUUCAGACACAUAAUGUUUUACAUAUCAACCUAAAAUCAUUUUUGUUGACAUGCUCUAUAUGUUUACAGUAAUUUACUUUAUACUGUACUUGUACAUACUAUUAAAAAAGAAACAUACCUAUAUAAUUUCACAUGUGUACUUGCCUGAAAUACAGCAUCUGAAAAUCAGAAAUUUUGAAUAAUUAUCCUGCUGGUGAUAAAAGAGGGGGCAUUUUCUAAAUGAAAGUUCAAGGGUUCAAUUCUCAGCGCUAAUGUGCCCUGGGACAAAAGAUUUAACCUCAAGUUGCCUGAUGUACGACAUGUGUAAGUUCACAGUGGAGUUGCAUAAGAGGGUGGUUCCUCAGUCCUGAUAAACACAGUGUAACAUCAUUAAAACAACCUCAAAAUCAAAGGUAAAUAAACAAUUUAAACAAAGUAAAACCUACAACCAUCAGAUGUAAAAUGAUUGAGGCUCUAUUAAGGUAAAAACAAUCUUUCUAGGCAGCUUAGUUUAUUAUUUCAUAAUAAAUUCUAUGCUGACUUUAAAUGAAGGUGCAGUGCAGCCAAGCUAACAGAAAUAAUUCUUGGAAAAACGACUUUCAGUUGUUGUAGAUAUUGAUAUCAUGGAUAGGAAUUGCAGGGUUUUGAAAGAAAAUAUCAGAUUUGUUACCUCUGUGUACAGGAUUGUUAGCUAUUUUCUAGCAUUGUAAAAUGUUUACACAAGGGUCAGGUCUACGUUCAACUCCUCCACCUCUGUGCCAUUCCUCCUCCAGAAUCUCAUUUACACCUGGUUGCAGUUGUCUCGCAUCUAAUACCAAGACAAAACAGAACUUGACUCAGUUGUUCAAAAUGUUUUGUUUGUCUUCAGCAUUUUUAUGACAUGUAGCUUUUGGUGUCCGAGCAGUUCCUGAGCACCCUCCUGGUCCUCACUUGUAAAUAACCAGCGGGCUGUAUGCAAAUUUAAUAAUAAAGAAAUAAUGAUGUUUAAAGAUUAUGUUUAUUUUAGAUAAAGACAUACUUUAAAUAUUUAAAAAUCAUAUAUCCAUAUAUAAUAUAGAAUGUAUCAUAUAUACCAAGGCAUUAAGUCCAGAAUAAGAAGGUGAGACGCUCUCCGUCAGUUAGUUUAAUACAUAGUCGACUAUGUUGUGUGUUGUUCAUUGUCAAGGCCAGGCAUCCUUCACUACCAAAGCUUUGGAUGAUCUGUGUUUCAGCCCCCAGGUAUAAAAUCUGCACAAUCUAUGAAUGAUCAAGUGAGGUUGUUCAGUUGUCUUUUGUUUAAGAAUGCACUGAACUUUGGGCAACAGCAUUUCAUUGUUGUAAUGAAUAACUCCACUCAUGUCUGAUUCUGUACGUUUUUCAGUUUCCACAUGUUCCUGCUUUUGUCAUACUGUAUUCUGUGUUCUGUCCAUAUAUAGACAAUAAGAAUAAGGUUUUGUGUUAGGUGUGCCAUAAUAAAACACUAAUUUCUGGA
Molecule: messenger RNA, 4519 nt
Organism: Cynoglossus semilaevis (tongue sole)
Lineage: Eukaryota; Metazoa; Chordata; Actinopteri; Pleuronectiformes; Cynoglossidae
Gene: ddhd2
Product: DDHD domain containing 2
Exons: 19
Coding region: 407-2653 (748 amino acids)
Cellular component (GO): COPII-coated ER to Golgi transport vesicle; cytoplasm
Molecular function (GO): protein binding; metal ion binding; glycerophospholipase activity
Source: RefSeq, a predicted model, not a curated record